Messenger RNA from Pundamilia nyererei, 1815 nucleotides. RefSeq names its product methionine adenosyltransferase II, alpha-like (gene mat2al). The record is from RefSeq and is a predicted model, not a curated record. The transcript has 9 exons. Gene Ontology annotation, molecular function: ATP binding; methionine adenosyltransferase activity. Gene Ontology annotation, biological process: S-adenosylmethionine biosynthetic process. Bases 322 to 1494 code for a protein of 390 amino acids. Lineage: Eukaryota; Metazoa; Chordata; Actinopteri; Cichliformes; Cichlidae.
GCCCGAGCUUGCAAACAUUCCUUCUUCAGCCAUUACAGCUGUUGCCAGAUCCUGAAACGGAAAUUACUUCUACGGUGUGCUGAUGUAUCAUGUUUUCCUGCACGACUACUGAUGAAGGGUUUCAUCAGUUGCUUUCUGGAGUUUCUAAAUCACAGUUAUCUUCAACCUUCAGAGUUAAUCAUUGCUUUAUAUAAUCGGCGCCGGCGAACAUCACAGGCAGCUUUCACUUUAUAAAGCAAACCUACAUCGGUACGAUUGCCCUUUGCUUCAUUUUGACCCGCUGAAUUCAACUUUUCUGCAGCGACUGUCGACGAGCAGAAGAUGAACCAAGGUAGCGGAACCCGCAGCGGGAAGACUUUCCUGUUCACGUCGGAGUCUGUUGGAGAAGGACACUCCGAUAAAAUGUGUGAUCAGAUUAGUGAUGCUGUGCUCGAUGCGUACCUAAGUCAAGACCCUGACUCUAAAGUGGCCUGUGAAUGUGUGGCAAAGACUGGCAUGAUUUUACUAGUUGGAGAAGUAACAUCCAAAGCCACGGUAGACCUCCAGACAGUCGUGCGAAACACCGUUAAGAAGAUUGGCUAUGAUGACUCCUCAAAAGGCUUUGACUACAAGACCUGCAAUGUACUAGUGGCUCUGGAGCCGCAGUGUGCGGAGAUCUCAGACUGUGUGUUCGAAGGCAGGGAUCAGGAGGAUAUCGGUGCAGGGGACCAGGGCUUGAUGUUUGGCUAUGCCACGGAUGAGACUGAGGAGUGCAUGCCGUUGACCCUGCUUCUGGCUCAUAAACUAAACUACAGGAUGAAGGAGCUGUCGCGGAAUGGAGAGUGUCCUUGGAUACAGCCAGACUCCAAAUCACAGGUCACCGUGGAGUAUCGAGACAACAUGGGAGCCAUGGAGCCCCUGCGUGUCCACACUGUGGUGAUCUCAGUACAGCACAGUCCUGACAUCACCCUGGAGGAGAUCAGAUGCAACCUAAUGGAGAAGGUGGUGAAGGCUGUCAUUCCUGCCAAGUACCUGGAUGAUAACACCAUCUACCAUCUGCUGCCGAGUGGGAAAUUCCUUUUUGGGGGUCCACAGGGAGAUGCGGGACUCACAGGACGUAAAAUCAUAGUGGAUACCUACGGAGGAUGGGGUGGGCACGGAGGAGGGGCUUUCUCUGGAAAGGACUAUUCCAAAGUAGAUCGGUCUGGAGCUUAUGCAGCACGUUGGGUAGCCAAGUCACUUGUCAAGGCUGGACUGUGCAGGCGAGCUCUCGUUCAGAUCUCCUAUGCUAUUGGUGUGAGCCAUCCACUCUCCAUCUCAGUGUUUCACUACGGCACAUCUAACAGAGACGAAGACGAGCUGCUGCAGAUCGUACAGAAGAACUUUGAUCUGAGGCCUGGAGUGAUUGUGAAAGAGCUGGGACUGAAGAAGCCAAUUUACCAGGCCACUGCCUGCUACGGUCAUUUUGGCAGGAAGGAGUUCCCUUGGGAAAAGCCGAAGACUCUGGUGUUUUGAGUUUAGUGUUGAGUGUUUUCUAGUUGUGUCCUAGUAAAGUCCGCUUAGUGUCACAUAAUCAAUAAUGUCUAAAUUCACCUGUUUAAAUGUCUUCUCUCUGUUUAAGUGUCUCCUCAUUUCUGGCUUCAAACUGCAAAAGCCGUGGCCACCACCUUUUAUAACAAAGAUUAAUUACUAUUUUUUUAAUUAGAAAAAAGCAACACAUUGAUGUAUUGUUGUAUGAUGGUUACUGUAAAACAUCUGAAGAUAAGUGUCACUUUUAUACACACUGUCAAAAUUCAGAAUCUAUAUCUAUACUUUACAUUUAUUGAUUAAAAGGCU